AACAUUUUGCUCUGUCUAGCCUCUCUCGCUAAUAAAGAAACAAUGGCGACGGCGGCGACUGCAGCGGGCGGAUCGGGAUCCGGAGGACCAUCAGCCGGUCAAGCAGGGGCCGGUUCCUCGAUCGGACGGAAGAAAGACGGAGGACCGUCUUCGAAGUACUGGGAGAGCUCGGAAACGGUGUCCCAGCUGGAGACGGUUCGGCUGUGGAUCGGGAAACAUUACAAAAAGUAUGUCCAAACCGACUCUCCUACAAACAAAUCUUUGGCUACGUUGGUGGUACAGUUGCUGCAGUUUCAAGAGGAUGCAUUUGGGCGUAGAGUCAGCAAUCCUGCCCUUACCAAGCUACCAGCAAAGAGCUUUCUUGACUUCAAAUCUGCUGGAGCUCUAUGUCACAUUCUUGGGUCUGCAUACAAGUUCAAGAGCGAGCAGGGCUGGAGGAGGUUUGAUCUCCAGAACCCAUCCAGAAUGGACAGAAAUGUGGAGAUGUUUAUGACUAUUGAGAAGACACUUGUUCAGAACAACACGUUGACUCGACCUAUUGUGUACAUUGUGUCUGAUGUGGAGCAAAAGCAAGCCAAUAAGCUCAAAGACAUCAUCAAGAGACAUCAGGGAACUAUCGCUGAAGAUAAGUCGAAGGCCACCCAUAUUAUCUACCCAUCCCCGGCCCAGCUGGAAGAAGAAGAGUGGCUACGUCCUGUCAUGCGCAAAGACAAACAGGUGUUGGUUCACUGGGGAUAUUACCCUGACAGUUAUGACACAUGGGUAUCAACAAAUGAGGUGGAUGGAGAUGUUGAGGAUCCACCAAGCUCUGAGAAACCGUGGCGGGUGCAUGCUAAGUGGGUCAUGGACACGGAUGACUUCAACGAGUGGAUGAAUGAGGAAGAUUACGAAGUGGAUGAAAACAAGAAGCCUGUGAGUUUCCGCCAGCGGAUCUUCCCAGGGGAAGAAGUGUCUUCCCGUACACCUGAUCGCAAGGACCGCAAGUCUCUGGCCGGUGGCAAGAAGAGGCGGCGCUCUCCGUCCCCACCCAGCACUCCUGUGGAGUCUCGCAAGAAGGGCAAGAAAGGCAGUAAUCCUGGAUCACAGUGGAGGCGUCGUGGACAUCAGAAUGACGAUGAGCAAGAUGAAGAUCUCACAAAGGAUAUGGAAGAUCCAUCCCCUGUGCCAGGAAUGGAGGAGGUUUCAUUGCCAAAAAAUGCCAGUCAGAAGAAAGACAGUGAGAACACACCAGUGAAAGGGGGAACGGUCACAGAUUUGGGUGACCAGGAAGAUGAUUCAGUAGCCUCUGGUGGCAAGGAGGAUGACGAACAAGAUAAAACGGCGGUCAAUCGUCUGAUCGACUCCGAAGACAACGUGACUGAGCAAACCCAUCACAUUAUUAUCCCUAGUUAUGCCGCUUGGUUUGACUACAACAGUAUACAUGAAAUCGAGAGACGUGCCCUACCAGAGUUCUUCAAUGGCAAAAACAAAUCUAAGACUCCAGAGAUAUAUCUGGCUUAUCGUAACUUCAUGAUCGACACGUACCGUCUGAAUCCUCAGGAGUACCUGACCUCCACCUCCUGCAGGAGGAACCUCACUGGAGAUGUGUGUGCGGUCAUGAGGGUUCAUGCCUUUCUGGAGCAGUGGGGACUGGUGAACUACCAGGUUGAUGCAGAGAGUAGACCCCUCCCUAUGGGUCCACCACCAACCCCACAUUUCAACGUACUGGCUGAUACUCCCUCUGGUUUGGUACCAUUGCAUCACCGCCCCCCACAGGUUCCCAAUGCCCAGCCGAUGCUGAACUUCCCAGAAAAGGGCAAAGACAAGCCUACCGACCUGCAGAACUUUGGUCUCCGUCCAGAUAUAUACUCGAAGAAGAAUCCCAAGAUUAAGGGAACUGCUGGUGGCAGAGACUGGACCGAGCAAGAAACUUUGCUUCUGUUGGAGGCUCUGGAGAUAUACAAGGAUGACUGGAACAAGGUCUCGGAGCACGUGGGCAGCCGUACUCAGGAUGAGUGCAUCUUGCACUUCCUGCGGCUGCCAAUAGAAGAUCCUUACCUUGAGAGUUCUGAGGCCUCAUUAGGACCUCUGGCCUACCAGCCGAUCCCCUUCAGCCAAUCAGGAAACCCAGUCAUGAGCACUGUUGCGUUUCUCGCCUCCGUGGUUGACCCACGCGUGGCGGCAGCUGCUGCCAAAGCAGCUCUAGAGGAGUUCUCUCGUGUACGUGAGGAGGUGCCGACAGAGCUGGUUGAGGCUCACGUGAAGAAGGUGCAGGAGGCGGCCCGCAACACUGGUAAAGUGGACCCCUCGUUUGGUCUGGAGAGCAGUGGUAUUGCUGGCACUGCCCCCGAGGAGCCAGAGAAGACGGAGACAACAGAGACUGAGAAGAUGGACACAGACUCUGACUCCCAGCAGCCAGAUAAGGCGGAGUCCAAAGAUGAAGCUGAGAAGCCCAGCGAGUCUGCGGAGAAGCCGGCAGAGGUAGAAAAAGAAAAGAGCGAGACGACAGAAAAGUCUGAGCCACAGGAGGAGGAAGAGAGCGAAGGUGGAGAAACAAAGACAGCAGAGAAAGACAAAGAGGAGGCCAUGGAGACCACAGAGGAAGAGAAAGAGGCAAAGGAGGAGAAGGAGGAAGGAAGGAAGCUGGAGUUAGAUAUCGAAGAGGGCAACAUUGCCACCGCUGCCGCAGCUGCUCUGGCAUCUGCUGCGACCAAAGCAAAGCACCUGGCAGCAGUGGAGGAGAGAAAGAUCAAGUCUCUUGUGGCUCUGCUGGUUGAGACUCAGAUGAAGAAGCUGGAGAUUAAACUCAGACACUUUGAGGAGCUAGAGACCAUUAUGGAUCGUGAGAAAGAAGCGCUGGAGCUCCAGAGACAGCAGCUCCUGACCGAACGACAGGCAUUCCACAUGGAGCAGCUGAAGUAUGCAGAGAUGAAGGCUCGUCAGCAGAUGGAACAGCAGGCGGCUGCAGCUGCGCAGCAGAACGCAGGAGGCCAUCACGGACCUCCACCACACGGCCCACCUCCGGGCAUGCACACUGGACAUCCCGGACUCCCCGGCCCUGGGUAUCCCCCCAUGCAUCAUGCCAUGGGUCCCCACCAUGCCCCUCAGUCAGGACCAAUGGUUGGACCAGGACAGCCCAUGCCAGGUCGGAUGAUGACUGGACCUCCCCCAGUUGGCCCCCCACAGGGUGGCAUGCCCCCUAUGAUGGGACCACGGCACCCUGGACCACUCAACGGCAUGUAUACAGGUCCACCACCUCCUCAACCUACACAGCCUGAUGUGAUGCCUCCUGUCCCAGUGGGACCUCCCAUCUCUGCGCCCGCUCCUCGUGCUGCUGAAAACUAAACUGUUGCCCUGUCCUCACACAUGUACACAUCUGCACACAAAUACACACAGUCAAUCGAACAUUUUACUCCUUUAAAUCCAAAUUAAUCCUGGUUCCUCUGAACCGCUCGCAAACCUGAUGGGUGGGUCAUCUCUAAAGCCUUUUUCUCCCAAGCUGAGCUAAGCACUCACCUCCUCACCCAUAAACAUCCUCGCAUGCUCAGGGCACAGGAGUACAGUUGUUCCUGCAACUCUUGGCUAGUAAUAGCAUUGGCUACUGUUUGUUCUGUAAUGUAUAACACCGCGCUGCUAACGCUAACAGACUCCUGUGUUUGGGGAGGAACACCUGCUGUCGUCUGGCUCCUCUUUGUAAUGUGACUGAAAGAAUAAUAUGUGUAUAUUGUGCUAAGCCAUGUAAGCUAAACCCUCUGAGACUGGAGCACAGCUCUGUUGUGAGUCAGUGCUCCCUCUUCGAAAACACACUGUAGAUACGAGCCGGUCGGCAGCCUCCUGCCCUACAGGCCUGUGAUGCGCAAAGAACCAGAUCUCGCCACCGUUUUGUUUGUCUGUGGUGCAGUGUUUAUCUUAACAGGGUUCCUAGUGGCUUCUCUGAGCUUCCUAUAAUAUUUACACCCUCACCUUGCUAAGAAUCUACCUCACCGGUCGUUUUCCACCUGUGCACGGUUUGUGUUGCUAUAUUGCUCAGACUUGCUUUAUGGUGCUUAGUUUAGUCAGCCACACUGUGACCUAGUAAUGCUCAGGCUAGAGCGGAGAUCAGCGAGCGCUCACCCUAUGGGGCGUAACUUAUGCCAUAACCCCGGCCAAGCGGUCCCUGCUGUCCAGAACAUGCAGAUACUCCGCUUUAGAGAUGUACCCACAUGCGCCAAAACACAAAACACGCCACAUGACAAACUCCAUUCGUUCACACUGAGAAUGAUAAUGGAGGUGAACAUGGUAUCACACUGAAAUGACGGAGGACCUUUGCUUGUUUUAGGUGUAGCUAGCCCUUUGUGCUCCUCCCUUAGGUGCUGACAGAAUAGCUGCCCUGCCUCGCUCUACCUCUCUCACUUUACUACCUCUUUUCUCUCUCUCUCUCGCGCUCUCUCUUCCUAUGGCUGUUGUCUCUCUUUUGUGUGUGCCCAUGUGACUGCUGCAUUACUGCUGUGUGGAGGCUGUCGUCCUCUUCCUCCUCAGGUGAACCAAGCCCCUCUCUUCAUCACGGCCCACCCCGCUACACACACACACACACACACACACACAGAUACACAUGCAUUUCCUCUUCUAAAACUUUCCCGGCUGUAUAUCACAGGAGACGGGUGAUUCCCUAUCUUCCUCAUCCCGAAUAUAUAUCUUUUAUUGCUUUUUAUUUUAUGGUAAUGUAUUUUUAAGAAAAUAAAGAUUGUGUAGACUCA
Messenger RNA from Triplophysa rosa, 4715 nucleotides. RefSeq names its product SWI/SNF related, matrix associated, actin dependent regulator of chromatin, subfamily c, member 1a (gene smarcc1a). Gene Ontology annotation, biological process: positive regulation of DNA-templated transcription. The record is from RefSeq and is a predicted model, not a curated record. Bases 43 to 3324 code for a protein of 1093 amino acids. Gene Ontology annotation, molecular function: histone binding; nucleosomal DNA binding. Lineage: Eukaryota; Metazoa; Chordata; Actinopteri; Cypriniformes; Nemacheilidae. The transcript has 28 exons. Gene Ontology annotation, cellular component: SWI/SNF complex; npBAF complex; nBAF complex.